GCGCGCCGGCGCUGCCCGGCGGCGAGCCGCGUCUGAGGCCUCUCUGAGGAAGCGCCGGGGCUCCGGAUUGGCUGCGGGGCCGAGUGGGGCCGGGCGAGACCAGGCGAGGGGAGGGCCGGGGUGGCUGAAGCGGAGCGCGGGCCGCCGGCGGGUGAGCGCCUGCGCGGGCGGCAGCGGUAGGGCUGCACCUGCGGGCGGGGCAGGAGCGCGGAAAUGCCGCGGUGCCCGGGGCAGCAGAGGUAGCCUCUGGGUGGCGGCAGCCCGUGUGCGAGCCGGCAUCCUCCUCGCCUUGCUCGUUCCCAGCGCCGUGAGCAUCCACCCCGGGCGGUGUCCGCACCUGGUUCUGCGCCUGCUGCUGCCGGGAGGAUGGCACAGCCGGCGGCGGAGACGCGUGCCUGCGCCGCGGCAGCCGGAGGUGGCGGCGAGGAGCUGAACGGCAGGAAGGUGGCUCUCAUCACCGGCAUCACCGGGCAGGAUGGCUCGUACUUGGCUGAGUUCCUGCUGGAAAAAGGCUAUGAGGUACAUGGCAUCGUUCGUCGGUCUAGUUCUUUUAAUACAGGCCGGAUUGAACAUCUCUAUAAGAACCCACAGGCUCACACUGAAGGAAACAUGAAGCUGCACUACGGUGAUCUCACGGACAGCACCUGCCUGGUGAAGAUCAUUAAUGAAGUCAAACCCACUGAGAUAUACAACCUGGGAGCUCAGAGCCAUGUCAAGAUUUCUUUCGACCUAGCAGAAUAUACUGCUGAUGUUGAUGGGGUUGGCACUUUACGGCUCCUAGAUGCUAUUAAGACCUGUGGCCUUAUCAACUCUGUGAAGUUCUACCAAGCCUCCACCAGUGAGCUUUUCGGAAAAGUGCAAGAAAUCCCGCAAAAGGAGACCACCCCUUUUUACCCAAGAUCGCCUUAUGGGGCAGCAAAACUGUAUGCCUACUGGAUUGUGGUGAACUUCAGAGAGGCCUACAAUCUCUUUGCUGUGAAUGGCAUCCUCUUCAAUCACGAAAGCCCCAGGAGAGGGGCUAACUUUGUUACUCGAAAAAUUAGCCGAUCAGUAGCAAAAAUUCACCUUGGACAGCUGGAUUGUUUCAGCCUGGGCAAUCUGGACGCUAAGAGAGACUGGGGCCAUGCCAGGGAUUAUGUUGAGGCCAUGUGGCUGAUGUUGCAAACAGAUGAGCCUGAGGACUUUGUCAUAGCCACUGGGGAGGUCCAUAGUGUCCGUGAAUUUGUGGAGAAGUCAUUUAAGCACAUCGGGAAAACCAUUGUGUGGGAAGGGAAGAAUGAAAAUGAAGUAGGACGAUGCAAAGAGACUGGCAAGAUUCAUGUGACAGUCAAUCACAAGUACUACAGGCCAACUGAAGUGGAUUUUCUGCAAGGGGACUGUACCAAAGCCAGACAAAAGCUGAACUGGAAGCCGAGAGUCACGUUUGAUGAGCUGGUGAGGGAAAUGGUGGACGCCGACGUGGAGCUCAUGAGGAACAACCCCAAUGCCUGAGCCCUGGCUGGGCCCAACAGGCGUCACAGGGGUGACCCAUGCCAGGGGUGCACCCCACAACCAGCACCACCAUGAGCCACCAGGAUGGGUGGCCGCCUGCCCCUCCCUGUGAUGAUUUUACUGCUGGCCUACCCGUGCGUGAAAGCCUGGUUUUAUCCCCCACUCCACCCCACACACACUCCCGAUGCCUCUCGCCCCACACAUCAUCCAGGGUCAGCUCUGCCUGGGCUAACUCUGGCUUUUGCCAUUAACUGGGGAAGGGUCACUCCAGCCCGAUGCUGUACAUGAAGUACUGAUCAGCCAACGAGCCUACUGAUUUCCUUUUUUAAUUAAAACUCAUUAAUUACCUAGGACA
Strigops habroptila (Kakapo) is the source of this 1846-nucleotide messenger RNA. RefSeq names its product GDP-mannose 4,6-dehydratase (gene GMDS). The coding region runs from base 367 to 1491 and encodes 374 amino acids. The transcript is spliced from 11 exons. Lineage: Eukaryota; Metazoa; Chordata; Aves; Psittaciformes; Psittacidae. Gene Ontology annotation, biological process: GDP-mannose metabolic process. Gene Ontology annotation, molecular function: GDP-mannose 4,6-dehydratase activity. The record is from RefSeq and is a predicted model, not a curated record.